AUGCUUCUUAGAUAUUCAAGUUUGAUUUCUGAAACAAUUCCUUUCCAUCGAGAUUACCAGGAUACGCUUCCGCAAGAACUGCUUGGGAGUAGAGGGUCAGAGGUUGCACGCUGUGAUCAACGAGCUCGACUCUCUGAAACCGGAAUUCGACCGAUCAGCAAUUCCAGAAGCUAUCUUUUGAUUUUCUGCCUCCAAACCAAGCAACCUUGUCUAGACACUCAUUUCUUGGUCCAAUGGGUGGCACCUAAGUCCGAGAUAAAGGUUCAAUAUCCGAGUAAUACCGAUUGGGGUUCUGCUGAAAACUCAGGUCUAAUUGAUGCUGGACCUUGCGGUUCCUCAGUGUCAAAUAAUGGUGAUUCUCAAGGUGUUUCAACGCUGAAUUAUGUGCUCUCCUUAGAUGAUGGUCGAUGGCAACGUCAUUCCAAAGCGGUAGCUUCUCAGUUUAUCAGUGAUGCAACUGAAGACCCUUUCAGUUUGUCGGUAUGA
Molecule: messenger RNA, 486 nt
Organism: Microthlaspi erraticum
Lineage: Eukaryota; Viridiplantae; Streptophyta; Magnoliopsida; Brassicales; Brassicaceae
Source: the annotation of a GenBank genome assembly